AUGUCUAAAAUGUUACAUAUUUUACUUUAAAAUGACGUCACGGGUUUGUCAGCUAAAGCAGGACUGGCAGGUUGUUAGUCAGACGGAGGAGGAAAGGAGAGAGAGAGAAUGUGAGAGAGAGAGAGAGAGAGGGAGUGAGGGUGGAUAGCGCGCGCAGUGGUGAUAACACUAUCUGUCUAUCUAUCUACCAAAUGACGAGCGUUUCUUUCACGCGCUCCACUCAUCACGCGCGUCCGUGAAGUGGUGUUUCAUUCCUCACUCUUGUUUUUUUCCCGCAUCACCAAUUUAUUUGGACUCUAGAAAGAUUGCGCGAACUAUCGAAGAGCUUCUACAGCCGAUGUAGGACAUGCUUUUGCGCCACGGAAAUCUCGAUGUUUUAUCUUCCGUUUUUGCCUGUGCUCUGUCUCAUAAUGGCAAUGUAGAAAAAGUGCGCGGUGACCGCGAGCGCAGCGCACGGGCGAUGUUGACGCCGUCACCUUGCCGUCUGGUUCCCAUCGCUUCUUGACUUUUUUUUUUCCAGUGGAGUAUAAUCUAAAUGAACUUGUGAAUGUAAAAGAAGGCGGCUGUUGAGAAGCAACUGAACCGUCCAGCUGCCCACGCUGCCGCUGGGUCGCUCUGCACGUCCGUGCGCACUUCUGAGGAGAAAACAGCGAGCAACUAAAAAAGGGGACAAGACGCGUCCUUGUUUUUUGUGAAUAUUUCGCCCAGUCCUCGUUUGUUGAGCUCUGGAGAGACGUGGAGCUAUUUCAAGCUUUCUGUUUCUCGGAAUAUAUAACAUUAGAAUGCUAGCAUCCAUAACAUUUGGAGUAAGGUGUCUAACUUAAGGUGACCAUUACGCUCGAGCGUCGACGUUUGUUGGAACGCAUAAAUGGACGAAUACCAGGAGGACUGAUUCGGAAUUGUUGUCUGGAAAAAUGUGGCUGAAACGGUGUGUCACACGCAGUUCCAUGGUUGCUUGGAGACCUGGAGGAAUGCUGGGAUGUAGAAUGUGGAUCCUCUUCAUCCUUGUACAUUUCACAAUGGAUCUGUCUCUGUGUGCACCAGCAGGCCAGGGGCUCACCCUCAAACUACUGCCCAGAUCAGUGCCCCGCCGGCAGCCGCAUCCUCUGCCCACCCGGGACACGCUCAACGGCCAGCACUUGAGGACUCUGGGUGUCUUGCAUCGUGGUGUUCCCCCUUCCUUGCCAUCACUAGGCAACCAUGGGGAGCUGGGGGGCACCAAACUGUGGGGGCGGAAAAACCGCCGGUCACUCCAGAAACGGCAACUUUGUGUGGAGUGUAAAUUGACCCCCUCCGACAAAGGGAAGUUAGUUGCAUUACCAGAGGGGAGUAAAUCUGAUUUAAAUCUGCAUUUAUCUCGCUCACGGAGGCAGCUGAAAGGGGACAGCUAUGACUCCCUGGAAGGGAGGACCACCACAGUGGCGGGAUUUAUUGACUGGGGCCCUACAGGGGCCGACGAGGGGCUUGAGGAGGAGGCGAAGGUGACCACGAACGCCACCGUCACCUCUUUAGCCCCCUCCACCACCACGGUUACCGUAACUAGCACUACCACACGCAGUCCCCAAAGGACGUAUGCGGUGAUUACAACCGUGCAUCCUAAGAGGCACAGCACCACACAGCCAAGCAACUCCAGAGUGACUGCCAAACCACCGAAACCUUUUGGGGAGACACCAGGUCUGGCUGUUCACCAGAUCAUCACCAUCACUGUGUCCCUCAUCAUGAUCGUUGCAGCCUUGAUCACUACUCUAGUCCUUAAAAACUGUUGUGCGCAGUCCGGGAAUGGCCGACACAGCAGCCAUCAGAGAAAGAUCAACCAGCAAGAGGAGAGCUGUCAGAAUCUGACCGACUUCACGCCUGCCCGCGUGCCCAGUAAGGUGGACAUCUUCACCGCCUACAACGACAGUUUACAGUGCUCACACGAGUGCGUGCGGGCCGGCAUACCAGUGUACACGGACGAGAUGAUCCAGCACACACCCAUCUACAAGACCUCCUACAAUGGAAACAGACCGUCGCCCACUGAAAGGCAGCUAAUCCCUGUGGCCUUUGUGUCUGAGAAAUGGUUCGAGAUCUCCUGUUGAGGCCCUUUUACUACCUUUGGGUUGAGCCCACGUCUUCAGUUUGUGCCCUGGAUCUCAUUGGAAAACCUGUGAAUCAAACACAAAAAAGACUAAAACACAAUAAAGCAAAACACAACCACAAGAACAACAAUGACAAGCAAUCACAAUGACGGGAACCGAGACGAACAGGCGGUUUUGUACAAAUGUUGGAUCUCUCUAGAAAUGGACUGAAGAUGUUUAUUUUUCUAGACUGAUGCAGUGCUAUGGAACCAGUCCCAAAUUAUUUUCCAUAGACAUGUGAUCAUUUUAGAGCUGAUAUAGAGCUGAUAUAUUAUAUACGUGUAUUACUGCACAUGUGGGUGUGCUGGAGUGGAGUUCGGCUGCGGAGAGGCCGUGGGGACGCUCUCUGACACGAUACGUCUGCUUGUGUGGAGAAAAGACUCUCCUGAACUUUGUGCCAAUAAUGCCAUUAUGUGCCACUACAUAUAUAGAUGGGACGCGUUCAGUUUCUUGGAAAAUUACUGACACAACAUCAAGUAAUUUCAGUGACUGUCUCCCAAUAUCAAUCUGUCAUCCGUUUUUGUAUAAAAAGUAUGAAUAUGUAUUUGAAAUAUGUUUUGAAAUAGCUGAGGAAACGUGUUACAAAUGUCCAAAAAAUAUUUAUAUGGAGCACUAUUCAUUUAGAUGAAGAAAAAAAAAAAGAAAAAGAACCCAGUGAGGAAUAGUACAAUACCCAGGUUUUAAUUUCACUACAUUGUUACUAGACCCCGUUUUAAAGGAAUAGUCUCUAUUUUUAUACAAACGAGGUUACUAAUGAGUCAGACAGACCUAAUUUAACUGGACUGUUGGGACUGUUAAUCUGCGAGUAGAGGUUCAAUGAAAUGUUGAAGUGUUUUCUUUUUUUUUUCUUUCCUUUUUUUAAGCUACCAAACAAUGUGGAUGCCAAAUUCAGUAUUCAUUCAAAGCUUAUUUGAUUUGCCAAAGCCAUUCUUCAGACGCUUGUUGAGUUUCCGUUUCUUAUCACUGAUGAGAAAUUACAUGUAUGGGUUAAUCAUGUUUACGGACUCACAGACCCUCAGAGAGGUGUUAGUUUAAGGGUCGAUCAUAAAUAACACAAUCAGUUAUCUAUUAAAACAUCACAAAAUAGCUAAUAAACAACCUCUACAUUUUAAUUACAAAGCUUAAAUUGCAUAAAGACAACAGUCAAUAGUUAUCAGCCUUGUGCAUAGACUCAAAAAGAACAAAAUAUUGUUUUUCAUGCCUAGUAAUUUGUGCCAGCUUGAUUUAAUUUGUUUACUUCUAUAUUUUAAUCUGAAACAAAAUCAUGAAUGUCCAUUUCUUUGUGUGCUACAUUCUACUUUUUAAUUUGAGCUAAUAGUUUAUUAUUUAUUGUUUUUUACAGUUUGAUUUAUUUGAGCAGAACUGACUGAAAGGCAAAUAUUCCAUCAGCAGAAACAGUAACGUCUAGUGCCAAUCAUUUUAAUAGCAAUCAGAAAUGCAGUAAUAUACAAACAGCAAGUAACUUGCAAAUCAGUUUCAAUAUUCAUAAAGCCAGUGGAAAUAAAUGACACUUUGGAU
Messenger RNA from Megalobrama amblycephala (Wuchang bream), 3635 nucleotides. RefSeq names its product adherens junctions associated protein 1 (gene ajap1). NCBI's taxonomy places the organism in Eukaryota, Metazoa, Chordata, Actinopteri, Cypriniformes, Xenocyprididae. Gene Ontology annotation, cellular component: cytoplasmic side of plasma membrane; cell-cell contact zone; plasma membrane. The record is from RefSeq and is a predicted model, not a curated record. Gene Ontology annotation, molecular function: beta-catenin binding. The transcript is spliced from 6 exons. Bases 915 to 2078 code for a protein of 387 amino acids.